Molecule: messenger RNA, 5605 nt
Organism: Neoarius graeffei (lesser salmon catfish)
Lineage: Eukaryota; Metazoa; Chordata; Actinopteri; Siluriformes; Ariidae
Gene: c4b
Product: complement 4B (Chido blood group)
Exons: 41
Coding region: 46-5184 (1712 amino acids)
Biological process (GO): complement activation
Cellular component (GO): extracellular region
Molecular function (GO): protein binding; endopeptidase inhibitor activity
Source: RefSeq, a predicted model, not a curated record
UCAGAUCACACACACCACCUCUGAAACUACAGAGAAAGUGCAAACAUGGGGGCGCUUCUGUAUUUGUUGCUCUGCUCAGGUUAUAUUACACAGCUGGUCUCUGCAAAAAAAUUCCUGGUGACGGCUCCCAGCAUUUUUCAUGUUGGUGUAGAGGAAAAGGUGUCAGUCCAGGUUGGGGAGGGACUGCUGAACAAACCUGUGACCUGUCACUUAGAGCAGGAAGUGGGACGUGUUUUAAUGUCAAAGCGGCAGACCACACAGAUCACUGAGAAAGGAAAAAUUGAAAGACUAGAGCUUCAGAUUUUGCCAGAUAAAAUUGCAAACUUACCAUGGGCCAGUGCACAGCCACCUUAUCUCAACCUGGUGUGUGAUGUUGGUGAAAUUAAGAGAAGGCUAGCUCGAGUGUUGGUAUCCAAGCACAGAGGCUACAUCUUCAUUCAGACAGACCAGCCCAUAUACAACCCGACACAGAAAGUUCAGUACAGGAUUUUUACUCUGGACCAUGCUAUGCGUCCGAUAUCCGAGAAGAUAUAUGUGUCCUUAAUUAAUCCAGAAGGGAGCACGGUCAAGGAAACGUUGGUCAGUUCCGUUUCAGGCAUUUAUGUCAAGGUCUUCCAUAUUCCUGAUGUUUCACAGCCAGGUGUGUGGAAGAUCAAAGCUCGCUACAGAGAUGAUGAGAGUGCGACUAUUCGGGAAUUCAAGGUUCAAAAGUUUGUCCUUCCUAGUUUUGUUGUAACCAUCAAGCCUGAGACUGACUAUCUCCUCGUGGGCACUGAAAACUUUAAAUUCUCCAUUGAUGUUGCAUAUUCAUAUGGAAAGAAAAUCAAUGGAGGAUUUCACUGUCGCUUUGGAGUGAGAGGAGAAGAUAUAAAGGAGCCAAAUGACAUCAUAUUCAUCAAGGGGCUAGAAGAAACUGGACCAGUAAGGAAUGGUGAAGCUGAAAUCACUCUUAAAAUUGCAAAAAUCCAGGAGAAACUGCAACCCAUAAAGCUGGAAGACUUAGCCCAGAAUGGAGCACGGUUCUACAUUGCUGCUACUGUCACAGAUACCUUCAGUGGUGAGGUACAAGAGUCGGAAAUAUUCCUUCCCAUCGUGUCACAGAAAUACAAAGUAGACCUGGACAGAACCAGAUCGCACUUUAUUCCUAAAGUGCCUUUUGAUGUGAAUGUAGUGGUGCAUACUCCAACUGGCCUGCCAGCCAAAGACGUUCCGGUGAAAAUAAGUGUAUCACACACAAAAGAGAAGUCUACAACUGUAAAAACAGAUGAUGAAGGAAUAGCAUUUUCUGUUUUCAAUUUUGACCAAUCACCUCAGUCCAUUUCUGUUGAGGCAACAGUCGAUGGAGUUAAAUCAACAAAAAAUGUGGCCAUUGCCACUUCCUCAAGCAACAGCUUCUUGUUAAUCAGUGUGAUCAAUAAAGUUUUGGCACCAGGACAACAGCUGAGUGUUGAAUUUGAUCUUGUCAAUGGCCAAGCAAAUGAUGGAUACGUGUACUACUUGAUCUUGAGCAAAGGUGCUCUCAUAAGGUCAAGUUCUGUUAUAAUCGGACGUAAAGCCAUUGAAAACCUCUUCCUCGGCCCUGACAUGGUUCCAUCUUUCCGCCUCAUUGGAUAUUAUUAUAACACAAAUGGUGAAAUUAUAGCGGACUCAAUCUGGGUAGAUGUCAAAGAUGAGUGCGAGGGAAAGGUCAUGCUAACACAAAAGAAACAUCAAAAUUAUUACCAUCCAGCAGAAAGCAUUGAAUUUAACAUUGAUGUAGGAGACCAACAAAAUGCAAAAGUGGCUUUACUGGCUGUGGACAAAGCCAUCUAUGCCCUGAAUGCCCCAAACAAACUCACCCUAAAACAGGUGUUCUCCUCUAUGCAGUCUUAUGAUCUGGGAUGUUCGUAUGGUGGUGGUGGGAACACUGCUGCAGUAUUUAAUGAUGCUGGACUGACUUUCAUCUCUCACUCUGAAACUGUCAAGUCCCAGAUGAGGAUAGGAUUUGGCUGUGAAUCAGGUUUCAGGAAGCAGAGACGUUCCAUAGAUCUCCAGAAAGAAUUGGCACAAAAAGAAACUGAGUACCCAAAUGCAGUAUUGAAGAAGUGUUGCCGUCAUGGCCUAAUACUGCUCCCAAUGAAGCUAAGCUGUGAGGAACGAAAGGAAAGAAUGAAUGCAGGCAAUGAAUGUGAAGAGGCUUUCCUGAAGUGCUGCAUAUUUGCUACCCAGCUGAGGGAAAAGAAGAGGCAAGAGGAACUAAGGAAUAGCUUUGGCAGAACUGCAAGUGCCAGUGAUAUUGAAAACUUUUUUAACAACGAUAUCCAAUACAUUCGCCGCAGUUUCCCUCCCAGCUUUGAAUUUGAUGUUUUUAAUGUGAAUGGCCAGCAUAAUACAAAACAGCUCAUUCUCCCUGACUCCAUCACUACCUGGGAGAUACAGGCUGUCAGUUUAUCUCCCUCUCAUGGUUUUUGUGUGGCCAAGCCUCUUGACAUACGUGCAUUUCAGGAGCUCUUUAUCGCUUUGCGACUUCCCUACUCUGUCAGGAAGAAUGAACAAAUGGCCAUUGUUGUGGUCAUCUACAAUUAUGGCAAGAAAGAAAGACAGCUUGCCGUUCAUAUGAAACAAAUAGAUGGCUUGUGCUCACCUGGGGCUUUAUCCAUUGAUUCCUACGUCAAUAUCACUUUGGCUGGUGGUAGCUCUGAGACAGUGACCUUUUCUGCUGUUCCUCUGAAGGAGGGUGAAAUCCCUAUCACUAUCCAACUUUAUGACAGAAAGUAUGAGUUGGGUGUGGAUGCCAUUCAGAAGACACUGUUGGUGAUGAAUGAGGGAGUCCGUAUGGAGCAGAAGUAUAAUGAAUUAAUUAACCUGGAUGGUAAAAGUGACAAAUACAUUAAUAUCGAUGGAGGGUUUCCAAAUGGUACAAUUCCUGACUCAGCUGGCAAUAUCUUUGUCAAAGUUGAAGGAGAAAUAUUUGGUGUAGCAACAGCUACGCCCCUACUUACAUCAACCAGUGUGAAGAAGCUGAUCAAUGCCCCUCGUGGCUGUGCAGAACAAACUAUGAUCAGGAUGUCUCCCACGGCUCUGGCCAUCCGUUACCUGGACUCAAACAACCACUGGCUGGAACUGGAACCUGAAAUGAGAGACAAAGCACUGAACCACAUAGAGCAGGCCUACAACAGGAUUUUGACAUUCAAAAAAGAUGAUGGAUCAUAUGGCGCAUGGAAGACACAUCCCACCAGUAACUGGCUAACUGCCCUGGUAGUGAAGGUGUUAUCCCUUGUGGCUGACUGUCAGUUAGCAACUACAGAAGACAAAGAGAUCGUCUCACAAAUUGAAAUUCGGAAGUCAGUCAAAUACAUUAUUGAACAGCAGCAAAAAGAUGGGUCAUUCACAGAUCCUAACCCAGUUAUUCAUAGAGAAAUGCAGGGUGGAAUUGGGGGUGUGGAACAAGAUGCAUCGCUCACUGCUUUCAUAGCCAUUGCUCUUAAACACUCCCUUCCGUUCUUAGACCAGGAAAUUGAUUCUGUGACGAUUAGCAUCGCUCAAGCCACCAGCUAUCUCCAGUCUCGUGUUGAUGAGCUACAGAGACCCUUUUCUCUGGCUAUUACAGCCUACUGCUUAAGCUUUUGUCUUGAAGUCAAGAAAGAGGCUUUGCCAGCUUGGGAGAGACUUAAACAAAAAGCAACAAUAGAAGGUGAUUGUAAGGUGUGGCUGGAAAAUGAGGACAUUCGAUUGCUAAAUGAGAAGAAACAAAACCUGGUUCCAUCCACGGUGGCUCUUACAGUUGAGAGCACCGCAUAUGCUCUUCUUACUGCUUUAGAACAUCAAGAUUUUGAAGAAGCAAAACUGGCUGCUUGCUUCCUGUCCUCCCAAGAGAACUAUGAAGGCGGAUUCAAAUCCACACAGGAUACAAUUAUAGCUUUGGAAGCGCUGUCAGAGUAUGCAUUGCGUUUACCCCCACUGCCCGUAGAUACUGUCAAUGCACAGUUCACCAGUGUGAAGAGGAAUGAAAAAGAGAAUCUGGCCUUGAACAAGAAUGGCGAGAAAGUGGAGAAAGAUUUAAAGAGACUGCUGGGAAGUAACAUAAUUGCAAAGUUUUCAGGGAAAGGGCAAGCCAAAGUAAAGGUGGUGAAAGCUUUCUACGUCCCAGAAACUUCUACCGAUUGUAGUCAGCUGGCAAUAAAUGUGACGGUGAAGGGCAAAGUAGAGUACACAACUCAGGUAACAGAAAACUAUGACUAUGACUAUAAUUAUGAUCACUCGGAAAGAAGGGAGGAGGAAGACUUCCCUCGCUCAGCCAUCGAGUGGUUCGAUGCUCGGACCAGACGCAGACGGAACACCCAGCAGAGCCAGAAUGCUCAUAACAUACUCGUGUAUGAAGUGUGCAUCAGUCACUCCUUGGAACGGAAGCUCACAGGCAUGGGCAUUGCUGAUAUCACAUUACUCAGUGGCUUUGAGCCUAAAACCGAGGAUCUGGAUUUGUUAAAGGAUGCAGAAGUCCCGUACAUCUCUCACUACGAGUUUGCAAAUGGAAGGGUCCUGUUAUAUUUUAACAAGAUAUAUAAAGGUAGCGAAUGUAUUGCAUUUGAAGCUAUUCAAAGGGUGCCAAUAGGUUUGCUGCAGCCUGCUCCUGCUACAUUCUAUGACUAUUAUGAACCAGAAAGAAGAUGCACUACGUUCUAUAGUGCCCCAAGCAGGACCAAGAUGGUGUCUGCUCUGUGCUCUAAUGAAGUGUGCCAGUGUGCUGAAAGGGCCUGUUUUAAAGAAAAGCGACCAUCAAAAUCACCAUCUAUUGCAAAGGAGGACCGCUUCAGGCAUGUUUGCUUCCAGCCUAUAGCAGAUUAUGGCUUCAUGGUCACUGUGAAUGCUGUGGAGGAUAAGAAGAUCUUUGAUUUUUAUUACACCACAGUGACUGAGGUCCUAAAAUAUACUGGAGAUAUCAGUGUGACUGAGGGUAAGACCCGAAUUUUUGCCAAGAGGAAACAUUGUAAGAGUCAGCUGGAAGUAGGGAACACUUACCUUAUCAUGGGUAAAGAUGGCUCUACGACCGACCUCAAAGGACACAUGAUAUACCUUUUAGAUUCAGAUACAUGGGUGGAACAUAAGCCGACCCCGAAUAAAUGCAAAGCAUCAAACCUGAAGUCAUACUGCAAGGGAUUCCAAGCUUUCCGAAGAGAAUAUCAAGUUCAAGGCUGCUCCCAAUAAUCCAAUCAAUCAAUCAAUGACAACAUUAUGGUACAAUAAGUUGACCUGAAUUCAAUUACAGUAGUCCAAACUGAUAGCACAAUGGGGACCAACUAGUUUCUAGUCCAACAUCCAAAAGUCUAGAAGUGACCACACCAUCACUGAAUAGAAAUGGUCGCAUAAAAUUCACUUUAUUCCGUCCUGAGUGCUGUACCUUGUUAUCACAUUGGUUAUCAGAAGAAAAGACUUGUCACAUGUUUGGAAACCCCAAUUAUUUUUGACACUUUGCAACAGAAAUGAUCACCAGUUGUUCCUAAUUGUUCCAUACUGUAUAUGUCAUCUUGUUAAUUUUGCAUAUUUGCUUCUGGUUAUCUUGCUGGCUUUUGUAACAAGUCAUAUAUUGUUUGAGAAAACUCUCAGAAGCUUUCUCAAUUCAGUUUAU